ACGGGAAGGGCGCGGGCGGCCGUCAGUUCCGCGCCGCGGCUCGCUCGCACUGCCCGUCCUCGCUGACGCUCCCGCCUGCGCGCCCGCUCCAAAAUGAAGUCUAAAGUAAAGGGAGCGAGAACCAAGAAUAUGGACAAGCUGAUCGCAGCUGUCCAGGCAAGGGAAUGCUUAUGGGACAAGAGCUAUAGAGGACACAGGAAUCGCUUCAAGCUGGAGCGAUAUUGGAAUGAAGUGGCGGCUGAGGUUGGGACGACCAGUCUGAAUUGCCGCAAGAAAUGGAAGAAUCUCAAGGACCAAUGUCGCAAAGAGAUGAAGAAAAACCCAAACGAAUCGGAAUGGCCACACUUCCAGAAACUAAAAUUUAUCCACCAUCAGUUCGUGGCCGAAGAUGAGGAAGGGGACGAGGAUACGACAGAUGAGGUCUUCAAUUCCUUGGAUGAGUCUAUUAAGAGGCCGAAGCUAGGCUAUACUAUGAGGAAGAAGCUCCUGAUGAAUAAGAGAAGGGCUAUUGAUGUGGAUAUGAAUAAGUUGAUAGAUUUGGUUCGAGUUAGGGAGAUCAUAUGGAACAGGUCCUUGAAGGGACACCAUAAUUGGUACAAGCUGGAUGAGAGCUGGAAGGAGGUGGCGCUGGAGUUGGAUUGUACGCGUGACGAAGCAAGACUCAAAUGGAAGUACCUAAGAGAUCAAGCAAGGAAGGAGGUAAGGAAACAGACAGGAUCAGACUGGGAGUACCUCCCAAAACUACAGUUCCUCACAAACCAAUUCAACGACUACGAAGGCAAUGAAUUAGCUGAUGAUUCCUACACCCAAGACUAUGAUGCUGAUCAAGGAACAAGCUACUACAACAUAGAACCAACCAAUGAUGUUAGUGUUAAAGAAGAUGAUUUUGAUGAAUUUGAUACGAAACCUAUUAUAAUGGAAACAGACUUUUAUGAUGACGAUGAUGAUGCUCAGAAAAGUGCUACUACUGAGCCCAGUGAGCCGGUGACGAAGGAUGAAGAUAUAGGAUUCUUCAAUAGCCUACUCCCUCAUGUGAAGAAACUAGGACCUGCCAAGAAACUCAUGUUACGAAUGAAGAUACAAGAGAUGGUUUACAAUACUGUUUACAAUGAAACUUAGUUUGGGAAAUGGGACACUUAUUCAGAAAAAUAAUAUUUUUUGAAUCAGAUGAUUAGAAAAAAUUGUUGGUCACGAUUUUGACAAUACCAUGGCUACAUUUGGAUGAUGUUGGAUGUUAUUGUAAUAUCAAUUAACACGUUAACCGCCACGUCGGUCACUGGUGAUCGACGCUUAGCAAUGGAUUUGCCCUCAACAGUUUUCUUUCGGCAGUUAAUGCUUUUAAUAUCAAUGGAAAGAAGGUUUAUGGUUUUGAUAAAAUUGAGUUUUAUUUUAUGCUACAAGUCACCGGUUUUAAAGUAAACUAAAGAGGUGACUCAACCUUCAGAUAGUAUUAUUUGUUAAGAUUAAAAAGAUAUCGUUUUUGUGUCAGAUACAAAAAUGUAAUCUACUAACGUAGAAGGUAAAAGUGUUAGUUUAAAACGCGCUGAUCUCUAAAACAAUUAGUCCGAUUUUGAUAAUUAUUUACUACUUAACAAUUUGUGGUCAUUAUUGAACAUUAAUAAUGAUGUAUUGUGAUUAAACAGAAACGUGGUUAUGGGUUUGAUUUUCGGUUUACCACAAAAUAUAUAUUAUGGGUUUUUACAAGGCAAUGUAAGCCUAUAUGAUACAUGAUUAUCUCGAUCCGGAGCUGCGGACUACUUAGCGGGUUACCGGGGCUCCGGCUCGAAGAGCAGGAGUAGGAACGGGGUGGUUUUUAGUCAGUAAGAGUCUGACACUCCAUCUCGGUUCACCUGAAGCGGGAGAAGUCACUGGAUGAUUAUCCCUCCUUAAAAAAGUACAUAACUAUGUAUGGAAGUACAUAAAACAACGUGUUCUGCCUACAUAUUAUGUUUAAAACACUUUAAUAGGAAGAUAGAUUUAUGAAAGACAGCAAAAGUAUCAGAUUUUCAUAAUAAUUAUCGUGAGACAUAUUAAAUUAACUAAAAACAACGGUUUACUCACGCAAAUAUGUGUAUUGAGAAAAGCUCUACUAGUUUCGAGUGACAUAACAGAGGGCUUAGUACGAGUAUGUUUUACGAUUAACGAGAUCGAACGAGUGCGCGUUCGGCGCUCUACAGCAAGUGUACAGUAGGCUGCGCGGGUCGCCACGUCUGCGCACGCUGCUCAUGAUGAAGAGUCCCUGUGUAACUCGAAACUAGUAGAGCUUUUCUCAAUAUAUUUGCGUGAGUAAACCGUUGUUAAAAAAUAUCAGAUGAUAAUAAAUAGAAGACUGAAUUUUUAUUUUUCUGAGUAAGUGUGAUAGUUAUUGUAUUGGAAAAUACUUAUAUUAAAUGUUUAAAUAUAAGUUGUUUGUUGUAUAUAUUGUCCUAUUAUAAUCUUAUGUUCAUAAGGUAACUUUACAACAUAUUUUUUGUGCUUUCUGAAGUUUAACGUGUGAGUUGAAAAUGGAUCACAAACCUAACCUAAAUAAAAAAGUAUUAAAUGUUUAAAGGCUCGAAUGGUUGCAAUUUGCAAAUGCGACUGUCAACCAAAUUCUCUUGACUUGAUUAACUCAGAUAGAUAAUGUUGAAUCAGAUUGAAAACAAAAUUGCUUUGUUUCAAAAAUGGGUGACGCAUUCAUAAUUUAUCACACAAAAUUAUCUCUUUCCAAAUGUCAUUCUUUUACCGACUUCUACUACUAAGGUUCAUGAAGUGAUUGGUACUUACUUGAAAUAUUAAAAACUGUUUGUUGUUGAUCAUUCCUAAAUGUUAUAAAGAUACGUAGAUUAAGCGCUGAGGUAUAUUUAUGUGCAGAAAUAUAAUAAACACAUUAUAUAGUUGUA
Molecule: messenger RNA, 2882 nt
Organism: Spodoptera frugiperda (fall armyworm)
Lineage: Eukaryota; Metazoa; Arthropoda; Insecta; Lepidoptera; Noctuidae
Exons: 3
Coding region: 94-1119 (341 amino acids)
Biological process (GO): regulation of transcription by RNA polymerase II
Cellular component (GO): transcription regulator complex; nucleus
Molecular function (GO): DNA binding
Source: RefSeq, a predicted model, not a curated record